CCGGUUUCUUACUAACACAAUGCCUCCUACGACGACGACAACGACGACGACGACGGAAACGCUCAAGACGAAGCUGUUCCCUGCCCCACCCAUAAUGGCCACCUGUGCGAAUGUGACCCUGACUACAGGCAUGACCUCGACCCUGAGACCGCUUCGACGCAACCUUCCCUCCAAACGUUCCCAAAUACCUCGUCAUCCCCGUCCAACUCAGCUAUCCCGGCCAGACCACAAGCGCUUCAAUCUGCCCUCGAUAGCCGUCGCCGACUUUGGCGUAUCUUACAUGUACUCCCCAGCGGAGGACACACUCUCUACAACUGUCACAGCCGACGGCAAACAGACGACUGGCAUCCCCUUCAACUACGGCGCCCCCGACGACUUUCUCUGCGUCGCCCCCCUGGGGCGCGCCACGGACAUGCGGUCGCUCGCGGCGACCAUGUUCGCCGUCACGGAUGAGGCGGCGAGGAAGAAGAGGAGGGAAGAGUGGGGGACGGAGGAUCUCUUGGAGGAGAGGAUGCUGCGGCAUCUGAGGUAUCGGGUAGGCUCGGACGAGGAAGACGAAGACGAUGAGUACUGGGAAGGGCACGGGGAGGAAAAUCGCCAGUACGAGUACUACAUGACUCGAGAUGACAUCCACCAGUUUGGUGAUUUGCUUGGGAGCAUGUUCAAGUGGAAGUCUGGAGAAACGGCGAGCCUUGAGCGGAUCAUGAAGCACCCUUGGUUCGAGGGGAAAGUCUUUCCCAUGGCUGAGGUUGAAUUGAAGUGGCGCCUGGCCGGUCGGAUAGAUAGACCAAUUUCUUAGCCAGGUGUCACGUAAGGCUGGGACUUUGGCUUUGGGUAUGCCAAAUCAGUGAUCUGGUGUGGCAAAUUGAGGGGAAACUUGGAAGAAAGAGGUACUUCGAC
Messenger RNA from Parathielavia appendiculata, 900 nucleotides. RefSeq lists its product as uncharacterized. Bases 20 to 799 code for a protein of 259 amino acids. The transcript has 2 exons. NCBI's taxonomy places the organism in Eukaryota, Fungi, Ascomycota, Sordariomycetes, Sordariales, Chaetomiaceae. The record is from RefSeq and is a predicted model, not a curated record.